CCCUCUCUUCUUGGCUUCCCUCACAUAGACUCGCUCUCUCUCUCUCUCUCUCGAGUCUCACCUGAGCCUCUGUGAGGAAAGCUCAGGCCUUCUAGGGUUACCAAUCUUAAAACUUUUUCCAUUCAUUCUGAUCUAAAAAAAACCCAAUUUUGCCUCCGAUUCUCUCUUUUUUUUUUUCAUUCGCUAGGUCAACUUUUCAAUUCAACCCUCACGUCUCCGAUUCACAUACUCUUCCUAUUGCAAUGUCGGUUCUCUUCUUGUAGGCUUCUUUUUACUCUCACCGUCGAUCACCGAAGCCGCUAUUUUCCGAAUCUUUAUCAGUUUAUACCAAAUUGCAGUUAUGGCGAUUCGGUUCACCGUCACGUACUCCGGCUACGUUGCCCGAAACAUCUCCGCCACUGCCACUUCCAAGAUCGGAACGUGUCGACUCUUCCACGAGUGCGGAACCAGAUCUCGUCUCUUUUAUCCUUACCCAAAGCCUGAAACAAAUUAUUCAACGGAGUUUCGGCGGCCAAAGCCCAAGAAUUUGUCGUCGACGAUGUAUUCGACUCUUGCCGGUGAAAUUCUGGGCGAGAAUUGUAAAAACCCCAUGGUUGUUGGCCUGAUUUCGCUAAUGAAAUCGUCGGCUGGGGUUCCUGGGGGUUCUUCUAUGGGGAUUAACGGGAUUUCUUCGUUUAAGGCUUCGUCGAUUAUUCCGUUUUUGCCAAGUUCGAAGUGGUUGCCGUGUAACGAGCCGAGUAUCGGCUCGGGGAUUACUGAGGUUGAUAAGGGUGGAACACUGUGUGGUGAAGUUAAAGAGAGUUGUAGUUCGGAGGAUAUGUCAGGGGACUUCAAGUUAUCGAGAAGUAAUUGGCUGUCGAGAAUGUUGAAUUUCUGUUCGGAGGAUGCCAAGGCCGUUUUCACAGCUUUGAGUGUUAGCAUUCUCUUCCGAUCGUCCCUGGCAGAGCCAAGAUCAAUUCCCUCGUCUUCUAUGUCUCCUACUCUGGAUGUGGGCGACCGUAUUAUGGCAGAGAAGGUAUCAUAUCUAUUCAGGAAGCCUGAAGUUUCAGAUAUAGUGAUAUUUAGGGCACCUCCAAUCCUCCAGCAGGAAUUUGGUUAUAGAUCAGGCGACGAAUUUGUAAAAAGAGUUGUAGCCAAGGCUGGGGACUAUGUUGAGGUUCAUGAUGGGAAAUUAUUGGUGAAUGGUGUCAUUCAAGAUGAGGAAUUCAUCUCCGAGCCAAUUGCUUAUGAAAUGGAUGCAGUGCUUGUGCCUGAAGGCUACGUAUUUGUGAUGGGGGAUAAUCGCAACAACAGCUUUGACUCCCAUGAUUGGGGUCCACUUCCUGUCAAAAGCAUUGUUGGUAGAUCAGUGUUUCGGUAUUGGCCUCCCUCCAAAGUAUCCGACACCAUCUAUGAUUCACAUUCAGGGAAGAAAGCUUGGACAGUUUCUUGACCCUGCAUUCCAAUGCCAGUAGGGGCAUCUCAGAUAAAUUUCUCUUCUGGAGAAUUAUUUCAUCAAACUUUCUACUCAUUCAUGAGUAUUUGUGAAUAUUUGACGUCUCUGUAGUCACGUCCUUCCGAAUUUAAACUAUGUUGUGGGUGGAUCAUCUUGUCCAUCGAUGUAGGUUAAUUAUUGCUGCUGCUGAAUAUGGCUGAUUGUGCAUUCUUCCUGUAAUAACUUUCAAAUCUUUUUUUUAAAGGAUUGAAAAAGAUGGAAAGAAAAGAAAAUGAACUUUCCAGCCUUGGUCUUU
Molecule: messenger RNA, 1730 nt
Organism: Ilex paraguariensis (yerba mate)
Lineage: Eukaryota; Viridiplantae; Streptophyta; Magnoliopsida; Aquifoliales; Aquifoliaceae
Source: the annotation of a GenBank genome assembly